AUGUAUACGUCGCUGUUGUUAUUGCAGCUCGUUCCAAUCGUGAUCUCGCAGACCGUUUCCAUGGAUCGUACGUACGAUUGGCCACCAAUUCCAUAGAAAAUCACUUUGAAAUAUUUAUUAGAAGACAGGAAACAGUCGUUAAAUUUCAUUUUUUGUUUUUCGUCUACUAUUUAGUACUUCCUUUGCUUUCGUUUCUCGAACAAAUUAGUACAUUUUGAUUUCCACUUCCGUAGCAUUCCAGUACAAAUAGAACAAGUCAGCGCAAUAAUAUUUGUCAGAAUUUUGAAAGUUUUAAUUCAGAAUAAUUAAUUCGAAACUGACUAGAAACUCAGAGUUUAGAAUUUCUACGAAUUUCAAUUGCAGAAGAGAAUGAGUACAAGUACUGAGAUUUAAAUUAGUUAAUAACUUUUAUAUUGCUCGAUUUCUGAUUUAUUAAAUCGAUUUAAGCGCUCGGUAUUUUUCAGCGGAGUGCAAUUGUCUCAGUGCCGAUUGUUCGUUAGUUUUCGAUUUAAAGAAGGUCAUUAAAUCCCGUGGUUAAACCUACCGAGCAACGUUGCGUUUUAAUUAGUAGUUUUUCAACGAGCAUACAGGUGGAAAUGCGAGUUCAACGAUUGAUUCUUCCAGUUGACGAGAGUCGUAUUGUUGGAGGCCAGCCAGCGAGUAUCGACGAACAUCCGUAUCAGCCCCUUCGUGAGAUUCUUCUCGAUCAAGGCGGGCACCUCCGAUCUCGCUGACGACGACGCCGUAACGAUCGACGCGGAAGAAAUUAUUAUUCAUGCGAAGUACGACAGAAUAACCGCGGACUACGACAUCGCCUUGAUUCGGUCCUCUCAAACCGGUUGGCACCGUUCAAACCAAUUACAAUUUCAGCUGGGAAAGCCGCUGGUGUACAGUCAGCGGGUGAGACCGAUCCUGCUGGCACCGAUAGCCGAUCAUUAUGCGGCUGGUAGCAAGGCGAUGGUCACCGGUUGGGGAGUUAUGAGAAACAACGGCCCGCUGACCACACGGUUACGUAAGGUUCAAGUGCCACUUGUUUCUAGCGCACAAUGCUCCCGAUUGUACGUAACCAGACCAAUCACACGGCGAAUGAUCUGCGCCGGUUACGUAGACAUCGGUGGCAAGGAUUCGUGUCAGGGUGACAGCGGCGGACCAUUGGUGCAGCACGACAAACUGAUUGGAAUCGUAUCGUGGGGCUACGGAUGCGCGAGGCCAUCUUAUCCCGGCGUUUACACGCGCGUGACAGUUCUCCGACGCUGGAUCACCGAGAAAACCGGUCUGUGA
This is a messenger RNA of Heterotrigona itama, 1281 nucleotides long. The record is from the annotation of a GenBank genome assembly. NCBI's taxonomy places the organism in Eukaryota, Metazoa, Arthropoda, Insecta, Hymenoptera, Apidae.